Molecule: messenger RNA, 234 nt
Organism: Protopolystoma xenopodis
Lineage: Eukaryota; Metazoa; Platyhelminthes; Monogenea; Polystomatidea; Polystomatidae
Source: the annotation of a GenBank genome assembly
UGUCUUCAGGAUGAUGGCACUGACCUGUCAAGCAAGCGUGCGGACGCUGCCACUCUUCGCUCUACCUUUGAAGCUGUAGUAACUAGUCAUUAUCCAGCUUUGCGCAAUCGUAUCGCUAUCCAGAUGGUCCCCUUGCCUCCUGUUACCGUGAACGCCUUAUCAAUACUUUCUGGGUAUGGUGUAGUUUGGCGUGAUUUUGACCCCAUUCAACUUGUGUUCCUGAUAUUUUUGUAA